AUGACAAAAUUGGAAAGUUUAGCUCUGGUGCCUCGAGAUGGAGCGUGGGGUGAUUGGUCCUCAUGGACUGUUUGUGACAAGGGCUGUGAUGUUGGAAAAAGAAAAAGACAUCGCUUCUGUGACAAUCCAUUUCCUCUACAUGGAGGGGCUAACUGCUCUGAACAACAACACGAGACAGAGGAUUGCAAUACUCAGAGUUGUCCAAAGGUGAUAUCAUGCCGUCACCUACUACAAGUUGGCGAAGAAACGAAUCACAAUUAUCCUGAUGCCGUCUACAAGAUUUACCCCAUAGGUUCCCAGCCAAUCAUGGCAUACUGUGAUAUGUCGCGUGACGGUGGAGGAUGGACACUAUUGGUUACCAGUCACACUAACAGCUGGACGGCACAGAAUGUGAAAUUACGAAACGCGAACUCUCCGAAGUUGACUGAUGAUUACUCCAUCCUGCAGUAUGCAAACAGUAUUAAAGAUAAUAUCAAAGUAGCUGGCUCUACGUUUGAAUAUCGAUUAGAAGCUCAGAGCCGAGGUCGCUGGGGAGGUAUCUGGAAGGCACCCAGAGGUUUUACGUUCACAGCUGACAACAACAAACAAACGGAUAUUGAGCUGGUCAAGAAAUUUGACAAUUGGGAAUAUUCAGACAAUGGAAUUGAACAAAGAAUGCCAUGGAUUUCUGAUGCCAGGUUAACUACAUCCCAUGAUGCUCAGCGAAAUUGGUGGGGUACAAUAACAGGUGAAUAG
Molecule: messenger RNA, 735 nt
Organism: Pocillopora damicornis (cauliflower coral)
Lineage: Eukaryota; Metazoa; Cnidaria; Anthozoa; Scleractinia; Pocilloporidae
Biological process (GO): proteolysis
Molecular function (GO): metalloendopeptidase activity
Source: RefSeq, a predicted model, not a curated record